AAGUUUCCAAGUUACUGGACAACAAUCCCCGUGACCAAGCUACCAUGAAGUACAUCGAUGGUGUUCUGAUGUUCAUUGCUGGAAAUACUUCUCUUGCAAAAACGAAACUUCAAGAAUGCCUAAAUAUCAGGAAAAGUUUGUUUGGCGAGAAAAAUAUGCUAGUUGGAGAAAUUAUGGAAUUUUUAGCAGAUUUGUUAUUUUUUCCCCUAAGAGAUAGUGAAAAAUCCCAAAGGAAACAGGUGAUUGAAUCCUAUAAGCAAGUGAUACAGAUAAAGGAAAUCGCAGUCUCUCUGGCCAGCUCAUCGCUUGUCAGGAAGCAGCGGAGUGUCAGCCUCAGUGACACCUUGUGUAAACUAGCAGGUCAGUUAUUGACAAGCGACUCUUGUCAUCCCGUCAUGAUUGAGGCAGUAAGCCUCUUGUACCGAUCACUUGAUUUAAGGGCGACCUACCUGGGAUCUUCUCACACAUCAAUCCAUGGAAUCCUGCACCUUCUGAGGGAAAUCGAGUGGAUCCGAAGCCGAAGGUGCUGGCCUCAAGGUAUGAGCCAGCAGUAUCCUGAGUGUUCCAGGAAUGGCUCCUCCUCAUGUGAGCACUUGCUGCUUAACUUAAACUACCACAGUGCUCAGGGCUCCAAUACGGUGAGCGCUGCCAUGUGCACGAAUGCAGAGAGGUUACAGGGGGCUAAAGACAUGGACGUGGCACCUCACACCAGAUCAGAGAAGUCAAAGUGUGCUUCUGGAAGAGGGAGAAAGACCUUGAAACCCAUUAUUUGUGUUUCUGCUGAGGAAAAGACUCAAUGGAAGACACAAAAUAAUGUUGAAAUAUGGAAUAGCCCAGGAAAGGAAGCAUCGAAGAAAAAGAAAGACUAUUCCUCUAAGAUUUCAUCUUUGGACAAAAUGAAUGGUUUGGUAAAGCAUUCAAGGCAAAGGAUUUUGCCAGUGGAAGGCGAGAGUGUAGAAGGCGAAAUCACCACAAAUUACCGCCAUCCGCUGUUAUGGCCGCUCAGCACGGAUGACCCCUGGGAAUCUGUAUCUGAGCUCAUAUCAGAAAAGUGGCUUUUUCAUAGCCCAGAGCAUAGGUCAACUCCUCAGAAGUGUUUUUUGCAGAGAAGAUCUCAGAUUUAAACCAAAAGUGCUAAAGACCUCAAAUGAUGCUCAUAAGGAAUAAAAGUUAUUGUGGUCUGUU
Messenger RNA from Carlito syrichta (Philippine tarsier), 1185 nucleotides. RefSeq names its product putative tetratricopeptide repeat protein 41. Gene Ontology annotation, molecular function: protein binding. The transcript has 5 exons. Lineage: Eukaryota; Metazoa; Chordata; Mammalia; Primates; Tarsiidae. The record is from RefSeq and is a predicted model, not a curated record. The coding region runs from base 45 to 1124 and encodes 359 amino acids.